Messenger RNA from Oryzias melastigma (Indian medaka), 4717 nucleotides. Its product is annotated as free fatty acid receptor 3. Gene Ontology annotation, biological process: response to fatty acid; positive regulation of calcium ion transport; G protein-coupled receptor signaling pathway. The coding region runs from base 1121 to 2152 and encodes 343 amino acids. The transcript has 2 exons. Gene Ontology annotation, molecular function: bioactive lipid receptor activity. Gene Ontology annotation, cellular component: plasma membrane. NCBI's taxonomy places the organism in Eukaryota, Metazoa, Chordata, Actinopteri, Beloniformes, Adrianichthyidae. The record is from RefSeq and is a predicted model, not a curated record.
UCCAUUUUUCGGCUGAUUUGGAAUUCAGCUUAUAUUUUAGCUUUAUGCUAAGGGUUUAGGCUAAAUUAGACAUUCUUUCAAUUUUUUAGGCUGAUUUGGAGAUUAGCUAAUAUUUUAGCUUUAUGCUAGCUGUUUAGGCUAAACUAGACAUUCUUUCAAUUCUUUAGUCUGAUUUGGAGUUUAGCUAAUAUCUUGUCUUUAUGCUAACUGUUUAAGCAAAAUUAGACCUUUCCAUUUUUCGGCUGAUUUGGAGUUUAGCUUAUAUUUUAGCUUUAUGCUAGCUGUUUAGGCUAAAUUAGACAUUCUUUCACUUUUUUAGUCUGAUUUGGAGUUUAGAUCAUAUUUUGUCUCUAUGCUAACUGUUUAAGCUAAAUGAGACCUUCUUUCCAUUUUUCAGCUGAUGUGGAGUUUAGCUAAUAUUUUAGCUUUAUGCUAGCUAUUUAGGCUAAAUUAGACAUUCUUUCAGUUUUGUCGACUGAUUCGGAGUUUAGCUAAUAUUUUCGCUCUAUGCUAGCUGUUUAAGCUAAAUUAGACAUUCUUUCAGUUUUUUUAGGCUAAUUUGGAGUAGAGCUAAUAUCUUAGCAUUAUGGUAGCUAUUUAGGCUAAGGAGGCAACACUUCAAAGCAGGGGUUCAGCGACCCAUCCCUCUCGUGUGUGGACUCACCAAUCAAAGAACCUCAUUGAAACCACACUGGGGUUGGUACUAUCACCUGUCAGAAUCAGGCCUGCUCUGAGAUUGCAGGUGGCUUCAUGAAAAUUCUUCCCGGAAUCGGUUUUCCUCCAAUAAAACGCAUGAGAGUUUUUGCAUAAACAGACUGUUAUAAAACUGUUAGGAGCACCUUUGUGCCACAAACAACCCCUCCCACCCAAGGUGAGUUGGUGCCCAUUCUGCUCUAGUAUCACCCACAUUUAUGACUUUAGAGUGUAACCCCUCCCCCCCAACACACACGGACAUCACGCGCUUCCUGACUGCUCCAAUUAUUCUGAAUCAUUUCACUUAAGGGCCUACAUGCUACCUGGCUGUUGCCCCUCACUGAGGGGGUAAUUAAGGCGGGCUGGUGCCGCACAAAUGCCCUGCAUUUCUGCAUGAGUGGCUGCGCCUCUUAUCUGCUCUCUCGUCAUGAUGGCGUGCGCGCCUCGCCCCCCGCACUCCCACUCCCAGGCUGCCGCCUCUUUUUCUUUUCUUGGUCACAUGUUCAGGUGUUGUCCGUGGGAUGGAGGCACCACACAACAUCUCAGCUGCGGAAGACACGAGCCCAGCGGACGCCAGCUCCAUCAUGGGAAACUGGACGGAUUCAAGCGCCGGGCUCGCAAACAUGGCGCCACACCCAACGUGGUCUACGCCCUCAACCUGUGCCUGGCCAACCUGGGGCUGGUGGUCUGGCUGCCCGUGAAGGCACUAGAGACGAUACUGCAGAGUUGGAGGUUGCCACCGCCCGUCUGCCCUGUGUACAGCUUCUUCUUGUACUCGUCAUUGUACAGCAGCUGCCUCUUCAUCACUGCUGUCACGGUGGGUCGCUACCUGAGCAUCGCGUUUCCCAUCAUCUACAAGAGAUACCGCCAUGCGCGCCUCUCCUUCUACAUCUGCAUCACCUUGUGGGUGGUGGUGAUGUUGCACCUGAGUGUUGGUCUGGUGGCCGAGCGGGGAGGGUACUUCAUCAGCCUCAAGGACGACGAGUUGGCGUGCUACGACCACUUCAACGCGUCGCAACUGGAGGUGCUGCUGCCCCUGCGGCUGGAGAUGGCCAUUGUCCUAUUUCUCCUGCCUCUGAUUGUGACUUCCUUCUGUACACUCCGCUGUGUCACGCUGGUGUGGCGCUCAAAGCUGCCCCCCAUGGGCAAGAGGAGAGUGCUGGCAGUGGCCCUGUCCACGCUGACCGUGUUCAUAGUGUGCUACGCGCCGUACAACGCGUCCCACGUGGUGGGGUUUGUGCAGGGAACAAACGUUGAGUGGAGGUCUUUGGCCAUGCUGACGAGCUCCUGCAACGUCUUCCUGGAGCCCAUGGUCAUGCUGAUGCUCUCGCCGGCUUCAUCCAGAGGUGUCCUGCGAAGAAUCUGUGGCAGGCAGAGCCAAAGAAUCCCUGCCAACGUUUUUACAAAUGUCCGAGCCCUGAACACUCUUUCAGAGAGGAGCCACACAGGAUUGAGCUGAUGGGGACAGGCGGGGGGCUGGACAACCUCUAAGCAGCUCAGGAGAGCUUGAACAACUCACAAAGCCCUGACAUCACUUCUUUCUGCUGACUGGAGCAAAGAUGAGAUGAGACGAGGUUCUUGGCAGGCGUGGGCUCCACCCCAGCUCAGCUCUGUGGGACUUUUCCACCCACGAUCCACUGAUAGAUGCAGAGAUACCACAGAGUUUGAAUUUCUGGGCAGAUUUGGUCCUGAAUCCUCCAUAUGGGUGAACCUACUGAUUAUUUCUGACAUGGUUUCCUCAUGUGCAUGAGUUUCUAUUUGAGCUUUUUGAAUAAACGUUGAUGUUUACACGUGUCUGUGCUGUUUUCUUUGAGUCAUGAACAUUUUUAACAUCCUUACAAACAUCAGCCAGGAAACUCACAAGGGUUUGAAAGAGGAAAAAAAAGUCUGUUUUGUUUGUCCACAAGCACAGCUGACCUGUUCAUUCCAGGAAAACGUGAGGAGGUCCGGUAAUUAGAGUACAUUAUCAAGCUGCUGGGAAAAACAUCUUCAUUAACCUCUUAGCACCAGUAAAUAACCUGAUCGAGUAAAGGGUGCUAAUUUACACCAGUACAAAGACUUGAUUUGCUUUCUUAGACUGAGCAGAGACUUAGAAAUUGUGUUUUUAGUGUUUUUAAAAUGGUAAAUGGCGUAUACUUAUAUCCAUCUACUUAUAUUUGUGCUUUACAGUCACAGACCCAUUCACCCAUUCACACACACAUUCACAAUAUGUUGUUGUGGCAUUUUUCUGAUCAUGGAUACGAUGAAAGUAAAGAUUGAAAUUUAAUUUCGGAAUAUUUCUUUAUUCAAGUCGUAAUUUUUUUAAAAUUUGAAAUCCAUCCAAAACUGUAUGGCUGAAUAGCUCUUAUAUUUCUCGCCAUUUUUAUUGCACCGGUAAUGUAAUGCUGCAUUCACACCGAAUGCGAUUCAUGUGGCCCGCCCCUUCUUCGCUGCAUGGCAAAUUUCCUGCCUGCCGACUGUCAACAAAUUUGUUCCUUAAGCUUGAUGCUGCAGCAUCGUGUGGGAGGAGCAAAGAGCUAAUGUUUUAGCAUGAUCGCUACAUGGAGUGGUGUCUGUGUUUAUCUCAAUUACAAUGUAUUGAAGUCACAGACAAUGUUGAGACAUUAGGUACAAAAACAUCUGUAAUCAUGUCUCCCUGUUUGGGUUUGUGUGAUCAUUCAAAGAUUUUACUGGUACCAGGUGUGUCUAUCUCACUCUGCUAGCAGUAUCUGCGUGACUGCCUGUCUGUCUCUCUGCCUAAGUUUGAAGGCUCACUGUACCGCACCAAGAGGGGAAAAAUAAAAACAAAAAUAAAAUCAUGGUACCUUCUUUUUUUAUUUUCUUGAUGUAAUUAAGAAAAAUAUCAAAGUUCAGGAGGCCUGAGCAGGCAGCCUCCGCACCCCGCUGUGGCUCUCUGUCUGCUAGCUUAUCGAGCAGGCUCCGCUAGCCCCCGGGAGGCUGGUUGGCAACAGCAACGCCCGAUCCGAAUUCUCCCCUUAUUCCUUCCCAUUAGCCAUCCCCCUUCGCCCUUUGUUUAUCAGUCCAGGCUUGCUCCAAACGGAGGGUGAAGAAAAAAAUAGUGUCUAAUAUUUCGGACAUGACUUUCGUUCGAUGAUGUCAUCAAUAUUGCCGGACUGCAGCACUUGAAUAAACAUAACAACCGCGGUUUUAUAACUUUAAAAAGGUCAUGCUACAACACAAAGUCAUUACUUACAUUGGUUAAAUUGGUUCACAGCGCACCGAAGUGAAGAAAAGAGCUUCUUAGCGCGGCACGGUUUACUCUCACGAUAGUGGAGUUCUCUGUUUGGAGUGUGAAACUUAAAAAAAUAAUAAUCCCAGACAGGACUUCGACUUCAACUUCCACUUCAAAUGAAGGGGGAGGGCUAAGGGGAAGGGAGAAGGCGAGUAUUCGGAUUGGGCUCAAGAGAACCAUCACAAUUUCAAAGCAGGCUGGCGAUCUGUCCAGAGCGUAUUCCACCUUUGCCCAACAGUAGCCAGGACGAGCUCUGGCAACCCUGCAGCUCCAGCAGGUUAACAAAGUAGAUGGAAGUUAUGGACAAAAACACUCGCUUUGGAUUAGUAUUUUACCCACUGAUCGCAUCACUGGAAACGUCACAUGCCUAAAGCUAAGUCCCUGAUUGGUAGGUGAGACACAACAAGCUCACAAAAUUCAGAUAUUUGAACACAGAGUAAUGUGCCUAAACAAUCACUUCCUCACCACAGAACCUGACUCUGCCCCGCAACGGCGUUCUUAUCAGACUUGCUUAAGGCCAUGCAACUCAGAGCCUUGCCUAGCAGGGUGCGGUCCCAACCACUCUCACGUGAUGGAUUGUUUGUGCAGCACUAUAAGAAUGAGAACACUCUACUCUUGGUCAGAGAUCUCAAGACCUCUCUGCGUGUAUUAUUUUACCUUGUACUAAAUAAAAAAUCUGCAAACACACUUGAUAUUAUUUCUUUAUUUCCAAUGGAGCAGAGAUUUUUCCACUACAAUCUUGGUGUCAGAAGUGGGAUUCUAUGAUCGACAUGAAUAUAGAGAUUCAUCUUC